AUGAGCGCCUUCAGCAAACGCGGACCUACCCUGCGAACGAAAAGCGGCUGCCUCACUUGCCGCCAAAGACGGAAGAAAUGCGACGAAGCGCAUCCUGCAUGCGUUCGAUGUAUCAGCGCCCAGCGAGACUGUAUUUGGCCAUCGUCUGCACAAUUGAAAGAUCGUCGAAAUCUCACGCGUAGGACCUUGGAGAGCACGCUCAUCGAGAACGACAAUCGUGAAGAUGAGGCCAUCGAGCUCAUACCUCGUAUUGCGAGAAGCGAGGUCGAUCUGAGCAACACUGUCUCGGAAGAAUGCUUACAGAUGGUUGUGGGCCGCCACUUCAUCGAACACUGCUAUUCUCUUCUCAUCAACUCAGAUAGUCAUCCAAGCUUUCACGACGACUGGUCGGCAAACAUCCAAGACUCCAUGCUGGCUUGUACGAGCCUUUACUACUCUGUGCUCGCCAACUCUGCCUCUCACCUCUUUAUAUCUGAUCGGACUACUCAGAUGGAGCAGAGAGCACUUGCAUAUUAUUCUCAUUCACUCCGCGACCUGAGUCAAAUCAUCGCACUGCCUUGUCGGGACGACCCAAAUCGUCGCAAUGAUAUCCUUACGAGUGUUGUGUUUCUCUAUCUCAAUGGCUGUAUGGGACAUGGAACCUACGACGAUAUUCCCGUUCAUCUCAGCGCCGCCAUUCGACUUCUUGAUCAACAAUUCUUCCAAGCAGAUUCUGCUCCGACUUUGAUGCCCUCUCAGUUGGUGACAGUCGAAAGUGUUAUUUAUCAAGUCUUCCUUGUCCGUAUGGGACUCUGGUCCAAGCCCCCAGAGGAAGGUCAGCGUCUGGAGUUUGACCCUAUGUUCUGGUUAAACUGUGAAGCUUUGUUACUCCGAUCCACACCAUUCCCAGGAAGCCCCAGAACGUGGAACAGCCCGGUACUUGGUGUGGAAUUCGAACUGUACAAGGUCUUCUUGAUGAUAAGAAAACUCUGGGACAGCGAUCGGUCGACUGUCGAUUUCAAGAGAGCAGUACACCAGCUCAAGACAAAAAUCACACCAUGGGAGCUAACAGUAGGCAUGCAAGGAAAGCACUGCAUCGAAGGAGACACUGAAAUAUUGAGCGUCACCCAAGAUGCGACCGCACUUUUCGUCAUCGGUGCCUCUUUGCUUGUCUCCCAGUUACCUGGUUCAAUCAAAGGAGCAAUACCUUUACCUUUUGUCAUCGAUGACUCGCGACUUUUGCAGGCAAAGUCGAUACUAAAACGCCGCGCUGGAGAUCAGAGAUGGGGCAGAAGUCAUCUUCCCAACUACCCUCUUUAUGUUCUUGGCUUCUUCAUGCGCUCGGAUGAGGACAUUGCACUGGUUCGUCGAGACAUGCAACAACGGUUGCAACAGAUGGCUUGGUCUAUGAUCGAUCGUUUCUGGCGUGAUCUGGAGUCCGUGUGGUCCACGAGACCCAAGUGA
This is a messenger RNA of Aureobasidium pullulans EXF-150, 1443 nucleotides long. RefSeq lists its product as uncharacterized. The coding region runs from base 1 to 1443 and encodes 480 amino acids. The record is from RefSeq and is a predicted model, not a curated record. Gene Ontology annotation, cellular component: nucleus. The transcript has a single exon. Gene Ontology annotation, molecular function: transcription cis-regulatory region binding; zinc ion binding; DNA-binding transcription factor activity, RNA polymerase II-specific. Gene Ontology annotation, biological process: positive regulation of transcription by RNA polymerase II. NCBI's taxonomy places the organism in Eukaryota, Fungi, Ascomycota, Dothideomycetes, Dothideales, Saccotheciaceae.